CAUCAUCAUCUUAUCCUACAUCCCACUACUCUCUCGGGUGCGAGCACUCCGGCCUAUCGUGAAUAAUCACGAUGCUUACUCCUAUCCUAAUUGCUUCUUUCUUUUCAUUGAUUAAUGCUGCAUCUAUAGUAUCUCGCUCACAGUCCUACCCUCGUUCACAAUCAUCUCAGCCUGCUGUACUAGGCCCACAAACCACAAUAACCAUAGGUAAUAAUGUUAUCGCUCCCGAUGGCUUCGAACGCUCAGCAACUCUUGUCAAUGGCAUAUUCCCUGGACCCUUGAUUGCAGCCCAGAAGGGAGACAACUUUUCCAUUCAGGUAGUCAACGAGCUCACAGACGAGACGAUGUUCAAGAGUACCAGUGUCCACUGGCACGGUAUCUUCCAAAAUGGGACCAACUACGCCGACGGCACAUCCUUCGUCACACAAUGUCCGAUUGCACAGAACAACUCUUUCACUCACAACUUCUCCGCCCCGAACCAAGCAGGUACUUACUGGUAUCACAGUCAUUACUCCGUCCAAUAUUGCGAUGGUCUGAGGGGAGCCCUGGUUAUCUAUGACCCUGAUGACCCUUUGGCAUACAUGUAUGAUGUCGACAAUGCAAGUACCGUAAUCACACUUUCCGACUGGUAUCACGUUGUAGCUCCUGUCUUGCGCCACAUCAUAGGUACCGACGCCAACUCUUCGCUUAUCAACGGACUGGGUCGUUAUGCAGGCGGACCCGCGUCUGACCUGGCUGUGAUCAACGUCGAACAGGGAAAGCGAUACCGCAUGCGACUGGUUGCAAUGUCCUGCGACCCUAAUUUCAAUUUCACCAUCGAUGGCCACAACUUCACCAUCAUCGAAGCGGAUGGACAGCUGACCGAGCCACUGCCUGUAGAUCAGCUCCAGAUUCUUGCGGGUCAGCGCUACUCUGUGGUUCUGGUAGCCAACCAGCCAGUGGAUAACUACUGGAUACGCAGUCUUCCUAGUUUGGCGGGUGCAUCCUUCGAAGGGGGAACGAACUCUGCUAUAUUGCGCUACCAAGGCGCCCCGCAGGUCGACCCGACCACGGUCCAAACGACCAUCCAGGACCCAUUGGUAGAGACCAACUUACAUGCUCUAAUCAAUCCCGGUGUUCCUGGCAUUCCGGGGUACGGGAAUGCAGAUAUCAACCUCGACCUCCAGAUUACCUCUCUCGGCGGAUUCUUCUCUGUCAAUAAUGCCACAUUCGCACCACCCACCGUUCCUGUUCUACAACAAAUUCUCAGUGGUGUAAAUCCAUUUAAUCUACUUCCAAACGGGAGUGUGAUCCCUCUAAAAGCCAACCAAGUGGUGGAGUUGACGAUGAAAAUAGUAUCUGGUCCAGGUGGACCCCAUCCCAUACACCUUCAUGGGCACUCAUUCGAUGUCGUACAGAGCGCAGAAAGUAGUACCUUCAAUUAUGUGAACCCAGUUCGCCGUGAUGUGGUAAGCGUUGGUACUACGGGGCAACAGAUGGUGAUACGAUGGACGACCGACAAUUCUGGCCCGUGGUUCUUGCAUUGCCACAUUGACUGGCACCUUGAUGCCGGUUUUGCCGUAGUAAUGGCGGAAAGCCCUUCAGAUACCGCUGCACAUGUGAACCCCGUACCACAGGAAUGGUACGAGUUGUGUCCGACCUUUGACUCUUUAACGCCUACCCAGUUGGGGGGUGGGGGUCGCUUCGCCUAUGAAGAAGCAGCUAGUAUUACCACUGCGGCUCUUCUCUUCCCACCAUCACCACUCCCUUAAAUACCACUAUUAUAUUAUUAUUAUUUUCGUUUCCGUAGGGGGCAUCAUGUUUACAGGAUAUACUGUAUGUGGGUAGUGUAUUUUUGUAUCCUAGUUACAUGUACAUGGACCUCUCUAUUCCACUCAGCACUUACAUAAAUGCACGAGGAUAAUGCGUAGGAUGUGAAAUGGCAACCUAAUAAAGAUUCUGAGGAAACACGUUGAAUAAGAAAUUUACAAGUAAUAUAGGAGUGAUAAUCACUCCGGAGCAAAA
Molecule: messenger RNA, 2004 nt
Organism: Suillus fuscotomentosus
Lineage: Eukaryota; Fungi; Basidiomycota; Agaricomycetes; Boletales; Suillaceae
Product: laccase
Exons: 12
Coding region: 72-1751 (559 amino acids)
Molecular function (GO): copper ion binding; oxidoreductase activity
Source: RefSeq, a predicted model, not a curated record